AUGAUGAUGUUGGUGGUGGUGAAGAUGGUGAUGGUGGUGGCGGUUAAUGGUGAUGGUGAAGGCGGUGGUGCCGUUGGUGGUGAUGAUGCUGGUGGUGCCGUUGUUAUUAGCAAUGACGGUGAUGAUGUUGCUGUUGUUGAUGAUGCGAUGGGGGUGGUGAAGGUGGUGAUGUUGGUGAUGGUGGUUAAUGGUGAUGGUGAACGUGGUGGUGCUGUUGGUGGUGACGAUGUUGUUGGUGCUGGGGGUGGUGAAGGUGGUGGUGCCAUUGGUGGUGAUGAUGCUGGUGGUGCUGUUGUUAUUAGCAAUGACGGUGAUGAUGUUGCUGUUGAUGAUGUGAUGGGGGUGGUGAAGGUGGUGAUGUUGGUGAUGAUGGCGAUGAUAAUGGAGAUGAUGUUGCUGUUGGUGGUGAUAGCGGCUGCCUGGCUCCCUUCUGCAGCCCCUCUGGGGUCCUGCCCAGGGCCCCGGGCACUUGACCAGCGCGCUGUCCUCCCCGCAGGUCUGCUGCUUCUGGUGAGCGUGGAGGUGUUCCGGCAUUCCGUGCGAGCCCUGCUGGCGACAGUCAGCGCUGAGCCUCCGCUGGCCCCGGCCCUGGCCUACGAGUACUCCUGGUCGCUAGGCUGCAGCGUGGCGGCCGGCCUGGUCCUGAUGGUGGCCGGCGGCUGUUUCUUGCUGCUCACCCUGCCUCCCUGGCCCUGGGGGGCCCUGUGUCCCAAGCGUGGGCCUGGGGGCACCUAG
Messenger RNA from Orycteropus afer afer, 735 nucleotides. Lineage: Eukaryota; Metazoa; Chordata; Mammalia; Tubulidentata; Orycteropodidae. The record is from RefSeq and is a predicted model, not a curated record.